Molecule: messenger RNA, 1586 nt
Organism: Aspergillus steynii IBT 23096
Lineage: Eukaryota; Fungi; Ascomycota; Eurotiomycetes; Eurotiales; Aspergillaceae
Product: protein ERV29
Exons: 5
Coding region: 247-1158 (303 amino acids)
Biological process (GO): Golgi organization
Cellular component (GO): endoplasmic reticulum; membrane; endoplasmic reticulum-Golgi intermediate compartment
Source: RefSeq, a predicted model, not a curated record
CUUCUCUCCCUCUCCUCCUCUCGCUCGCUCGGCCUUUUCCUUGCACAACUCCCCUCUUGGUUUCUCAAGUCCUUUCCUUUCCUCUUUUCAUUUCUAUCCGUCACCGCCGGUGUUCCCUGCCCCCUCCAGUUCCUGGUUCUUUGUUUGUCCACCCCCUUCUCCCAACUGCCGAGGGAUCAAUCCGCUGCUCUACUUGCGUCACCUUCUUUGUUCCCCUCCAAACCCUUCGUCUUCUUCUCUCCCGCCAUGGCGCAAAUUCGCGGCACUGCGGGAUACAAUCUCGGCCAUCAGAACCCGUUCCAGGGUCCUGGUCGGGCAGACGCAACCGACGACCCGAGCCCCUUGGAUGCCAUUCGGGAACAAACCAGCAAGAUUGAGGAUUGGUUGGACACCAUGUCGGAUCCCGUGAAGCCCUACCUACCUGCCAUUGGUCGUUUCUUGAUCGUGGUCACCUUCAUUGAAGACAGUCUUCGUAUUCUUACGCAAUGGAGCGACCAGCUCCUUUAUCUCCGUGAUUACCGGAAAAUUCCUUGGGGUAUCACCCACUCCUUCCUGAUCGUCAACGUUAUUGCGAUGUCCAUAUGCUCUUUCCUCGUGGUUGCUCGCAGACACACCGAAAUCGCGGUCGCCGGUCUGCUGGGCGUGGUCGUCACUCAGGGCCUCGGAUACGGACUUAUCUUCGACCUCAACUUCUUCCUGCGUAACCUCAGCGUUGUCGGUGGUCUUCUCAUGGUGAUCUCCGACUCGUGGGUGCGCAAGAAGUUCGUGCCCGCCGGUUUGCCCCAGCUCGACGAGAAGGACCGCAAGAUGUAUGUCCAGUUCGCCGGUCGUGUGCUCCUGAUCUUCCUCUUCGUCGGAUUCGUCUUCUCGGGCCAGUGGACCAUGUGGCGCAUCAUUGUCAGUCUGACCGGCUUCGUCGCUUGUGUCAUGGUCAUUGUUGGAUUCAAGGCCAAGUGGAGCGCGAUCAUGCUUGUGGUGUUGCUAAGCAUCUUCAAUGUUCUGGUCAACAACUUCUGGACGCUCCACCCUCACCACCCUCACAAGGACUUUGCCAAGUACGACUUCUUCCAGAUCUUGUCCAUCGUUGGCGGGCUGCUUCUUUUGAUUAACAUGGGUCCCGGCCAACUGAGUAUGGAUGAGAAGAAGAAGGUCUACUAAAUCUAGGGAGCGGAUAAAAAACGACGCGAACGGGGAAAUGAACAAAGAAAAUCAAGAUCCGAAAUGGAAAAAUUGCGAAUUGAGCAAAUGGGAAAAAGACAAAGAAAGAAAAAGCUCCCGCAGAUUGUGUUCUCGUGGCAUUCAUUGUUAUUAUGAUUUUAUUGGGAUUGGGUGCUGAACCAACCUCUUUAUCCAUUCAAACGGAGUAUUUAUAUGAUUCAUCCAUCCCUUGAGCGUUUACCCUCUCUUUCUUUUCUUCUGGUCCAUUUAUCUACCAUACUUAUUUGGAAAUGUCCAAUGUUUCCGGGAGUUGUUCUUUCUUUUUCCAAUUUCAAUAUAUCAUCUGUUGGCUAGGUCUUUUGAAUUUCUAUAUAUUCUGUAUGCUAUAUAUGAAUCAUGCAGGGCUACAAAUUUACCAUUUGAAAACG